This is a messenger RNA of Penicillium diatomitis, 1563 nucleotides long. RefSeq names its product putative proline--tRNA ligase AIM10. Gene Ontology annotation, biological process: prolyl-tRNA aminoacylation. Gene Ontology annotation, molecular function: proline-tRNA ligase activity; ATP binding. Gene Ontology annotation, cellular component: cytoplasm; mitochondrion. The record is from RefSeq and is a predicted model, not a curated record. NCBI's taxonomy places the organism in Eukaryota, Fungi, Ascomycota, Eurotiomycetes, Eurotiales, Aspergillaceae. Bases 1 to 1563 code for a protein of 520 amino acids. The transcript is spliced from 4 exons.
AUGGCAACAUUAGGAGCCUCCAAGGUGGCGCUCUCCUCGAUCUCCUCUCAAGAGCUGUGGGAGCAGUCUGGGCGGUUAAAUAAGGACUCAUCCGAGGUGUUUCGAUUUGAAGAUCGAAAGGGCGCGCGCUUUCUUCUGGCUCCAACUCACGAAGAAGAGAUCACAAGCCUCGUGGCAAGAAAGUACCGCGAUGAAGCGAGGCCAAGGCAGGGCCUUCUCCGCGGACGGGAGUUCGUCAUGAAGGAUCUCUACACCUUUGACUACAGUGUUGAGAAGGCUCUCAAAACUUACCACCUCGUCAAACAUACAUAUACCAAACUCUUCGACGAGCUGAAAAUCCCGUAUCUCGUCGCUGCAGCUGAUUCCGGAAACAUGGGCGGCUCUCUGAGUCAUGAAUUCCAUUUCAUCAGCGCAAAGGGUGAGGAUCGAAUCGUCAGUUGCUCGACUUGCGAGCAUGUCUAUAAUGAGGAACUCGCAGAUGGCAAGAGCCAUAUCUCUUCAGAAGAAGCUCUGAAUCACUCGACGCCCGGCUUUCAAACAGAAGACAACACUGUAUCCGCUCAGAGUGUUUCGAGAGUUUCAACAGGAUUGUGGACAGCUAUCUCUCAGGAUGGCAAUACUCUGCUACGGUGCUGGUACCCAAAAUAUUCAAUGGAUGAUGCGUCUGCUGAGCCGGCCGAGCGUCACGUCAAUUCCCAUGCCGUGAAAGCAAUUGCGACGGCCGCUGGCAUCGAAAUUGACCUUAGUGUGGAAGACCCUCUGGCGAAAUGGCGCUCUCAUGUGAAGCUCCGCAUUCCCUCUGCAAAGCCACACAUUCUGGACUUGUACGACUCGCAAGUGCGGGUUUUCCAACGCCCGCCACUCAAUGAUCUCUUGCAGGGAACAGGAUGCACUGCUGCCGAUGUUGCGUCCAACAUGCUCGACACCUUCCCUGGAACGGCGAAGAAACUCAAUAUUCUCCGAGUGCAUGACGGUGACAAGUGCUCGCAAUGUGGGGAUGGAUUAUUGACCAGCAAUCCUGCUGUUGAACUGGGCCACACAUUUCACCUGGGCACACGCUACAGUGAAGUUCUAAAUGCCUGUGUUUCAGUCAAUCCCUCAGUCCUCGGCGACUCUGUGGACAAGGGGGCGAAGUCCACCAAAGAGGUGAUUGUUCCCAUGCAAAUGGGCUGUCACGGUAUCGGAGUUUCACGCAUGAUCUCGGCAAUUGUGAAUCGGUUGGCGGAUGAUAAAGGCCUGAAUUGGCCUCGGGCUGUUGCUCCCUACGAGGUGGUUGUGGUGCCCGCCAAGGGGCUGGACUCGGUAGCCGAACAAGUCUACGAUCAUUUGACCUCGAGUGGCAACAAAACGUCUGUUGAUACGCUUCUCGACGAUCGUGACAAAGGCAUGGGCUGGAAGCUGGGUGACGCUGAUUUGAUCGGCUACCCAGUCAUCGUGGUGAUUGGCAAUGGCUGGAAGAAACAUCAGACAUUGGAAGUGCAGUGUCGUCGCCUGAGUGUGAAACAGGAGGUGUCCCUGGAGAACCUUAUUCCUUUCGUCCAUGGGCUGCUGUCCCAGCUGUAG